Molecule: messenger RNA, 1559 nt
Organism: Propithecus coquereli (Coquerel's sifaka)
Lineage: Eukaryota; Metazoa; Chordata; Mammalia; Primates; Indriidae
Gene: DHODH
Product: dihydroorotate dehydrogenase (quinone)
Exons: 8
Coding region: 225-1313 (362 amino acids)
Biological process (GO): UMP biosynthetic process; 'de novo' pyrimidine nucleobase biosynthetic process
Cellular component (GO): mitochondrial inner membrane; cytoplasm
Molecular function (GO): dihydroorotate dehydrogenase activity
Source: RefSeq, a predicted model, not a curated record
CAGAAGGCUAGGAACAUUGCUUCAUGUGACCUAUCAUUAUGUCCUGUGAGUACAAAGGACUCGAGGACGCUGCAGCCUGGCCCAGUGGGGGCUGGCCCUAAUAGGCUUUUUUUCCCCCCCAGAAACGGGCCCAGGAUGCUUUGGUCAUCCUGGGGGGUGGCGGACUUCUCUUUGCUUCCUACCUGACAGCCACGGGGGAUGAGCAUUUCUACGCUGACCACUUGAUGCCAGCUCUGCAGAGGCUGCUGGACCCAGAGUCAGCCCACAGACUGGCCGUUCAGUUUACCUCCCUGGGACUCCUUCCCCGAACCUCAUUUCAGGACUCUGACAUGCUGGAAGUGAGAGUUCUGGGCCAUAAAUUCCGAAAUCCAGUAGGAAUUGCGGCAGGAUUUGACAAACACGGGGAAGCUGUGGAUGGACUUUAUAAGAUGGGCUUUGGAUUUGUUGAGAUUGGAAGUGUGACUCCAAAACCUCAGGAAGGAAACCCCAGGCCCAGAGUCUUCCGCCUCCCCGAAGACCAAGCCGUCAUUAACAGAUACGGAUUUAACAGCCAGGGGCUCUCCGCAGUGGAACACAGGUUACGGGCCAGACAGCAGAAGCAGGCCAAGCUCACAGAAGAUGGGCUGCCCCUGGGAAUAAACCUGGGGAAGAAUAAGACGUCGGCGGAUGCGGCCGCGGACUACGCAGAGGGCGUCCGGGUGCUGGGCCCCCUGGCCGACUACCUGGUGGUGAACGUGUCCAGCCCCAACACGGCCGGGCUGCGGUGCCUUCAGGGCAAGGCCGAGCUGCGCUGCCUGCUGACCAAGGUGCUGCAGGAGAGGGAGGCCUUGCAGGGAGCACGUAAGCCGGCAGUGUUGGUGAAGAUCGCCCCUGACCUCACGGCCCAGGACAAGGAGGACAUUGCUGGCGUGGUGAGAGAGUUGGGCGUUGAUGGAUUGAUUGUCACGAACACCACAGUGAGCCGCCCCACCAGCCUUCAGGGUACCCUGUGCUCUGAAAUGGGAGGGCUGAGCGGGAAGCCCCUCCGGGAUUUAUCAACUCAAACCAUUCGGGAGAUGUACGCACUCACCCAAGGCAGAGUUCCCAUAAUUGGAGUCGGCGGGGUCAGCAGCGGGCAGGACGCGCUGGAGAAGAUCCGGGCGGGGGCCUCCCUGGUGCAGCUGUACACAGCGCUCACCUUCCAGGGGCCGCCCGUGGUGGGCAGAGUCAAGCGGGAGCUGGAGGCCCUUUUGAAAGAGCAGGGUUUUGGCAGAGUCACAGAUGCCAUUGGAGCAGAUCAUCGGAAGGAGGGCAUUGUCUGUCAGGAAGCCUGAUCUGGAACCUGCCCACAAACUCAGGCGAGCCUUUGUGGCUGCAUUGUGAGAGGAGAGACUCUGUCUCAAGCCGUGUGUCCCGCAUGGUGGCCUGGUCUGGCCUCACCGUAAAAGCCAAUCGUGGGGUCACCAGAAUCAAGAGAAGGCUGUCUUCAGUCCCUUGGUCAGACCAUAAACUGCGUUUGUGAUGCUUUCUAGGUUCAAAUCCUAGGAUCCUUCAGUACUGCAAGGACAUUGGAUAUUUGG